This is a messenger RNA of Spodoptera frugiperda (fall armyworm), 814 nucleotides long. Its product is annotated as cuticle protein 7-like. Lineage: Eukaryota; Metazoa; Arthropoda; Insecta; Lepidoptera; Noctuidae. The record is from RefSeq and is a predicted model, not a curated record. Gene Ontology annotation, cellular component: extracellular matrix. The transcript has 3 exons. The coding region runs from base 142 to 705 and encodes 187 amino acids.
CACUGCGAAAGCUUCCAACUGAUCUAUGAAGUCACAUCGUGACCCGUCGACCUUGUCACGCCCAAAAUAUUGAGCACAACAUAUAUAAGCCGAUCUUAACAUAUCGUGUGCAUCAGUUGUGUCUGAGAUAAUCAUAACAACAUGUUCUCUAAAAUCGUUGCCCUGAGCGCAGUGUUGGCGGUGUCCGCAGCUGGUCUGCUGCCCGCGGCACACUACUCCCCAGCUGGAGCUGUCUCCUCCCAGAGCAUCGUACGCCACGAUGAGGCUCAACCUGCUGGUCGCGUAGCUCACCUUGCUGCUCCAGUCCAGUACGCCGCUGCUCCCGUCCAAUACGCCGCCUCCCCCGUCCACUACGCCGCCGCUCCCGUCCACUACGCUGCUCCCGUCGCCAAAGUGAUCGCUCCCGCCCAGAAAGUCCUUGUCUCCGCCCAGGCUGAGGAAUACGCUCACCCCAAAUACGACUUCUCUUACUCCGUGGCUGACGGACACACCGGCGACAACAAGUCCCAGCAGGAGUCCCGCGACGGUGACGCUGUGCACGGCGAGUACUCGCUGGUGGAGGCUGACGGCUCCGUGCGCCGCGUGCAGUACACCGCCGACGACCACAACGGCUUCAACGCGGUGGUCUCCAACUCCGCCCCCGCUCACGCCCCAGUCGCGCACGCCGUGCACGCCGCCCCCGUCCUCCUCGCUCACCAUCAUUAAAUAUACCUCUCUAGUCCUAUCGAAAGGAAACCUGAGCGAUUGUGCCGAGUGUCUUUUUGUAAAUAGUGUUAAUUUAUUUAUGUAAAAUAAAGAAGAGUGUAUUAGAAAA